Messenger RNA from Penicillium malachiteum, 975 nucleotides. Its product is annotated as alpha/beta hydrolase family protein. Gene Ontology annotation, cellular component: membrane. The transcript is spliced from 2 exons. Gene Ontology annotation, molecular function: palmitoyl-(protein) hydrolase activity. NCBI's taxonomy places the organism in Eukaryota, Fungi, Ascomycota, Eurotiomycetes, Eurotiales, Aspergillaceae. The coding region runs from base 1 to 975 and encodes 324 amino acids. The record is from RefSeq and is a predicted model, not a curated record.
AUGCCACAAUAUUACUCUUUUGAAAAAGCGAUUCAGAGCACGCCGCAAUUUUAUGAGUCUUACUUCAAUCCCAACUCCCUUAUUGCCGCCGGUCAUCUUUACUGGCCUGCUUCUUGCUCUGUGGACGUGGAAAUGCUUCUGGAUUAUUGUAAUGCAGAACAAACUGCUAUAUCUAACCUGGCUCCCUCCAUUUGCAAGAUCGGAUACAAUAUCGGAAUACGAGUCCCAAUUGGCAUGUCGAGAAAACCUUCUCAGGAAACAAGCUAUGUAAUUCUUGCUUUAUCCUAUCGUGGCUACUGGAAAUCCUCUGGUAGAGCAACACAAUCUGGGAUUGAAAAGGACGCUCAGGCAUUUUUGGACUGGGUAUCGAAAAUUUACUCUGCUCCCGACAAGGAUUGUCAGAUCUUUCUAUGGGGCCACAGCCUUGGUGCGGCUGUUGCAUCCUCGGCUUUAGGAACACACAUGGAGAAGUUAGAAGCCGAGCACUUGGAAGGAAGUUAUGGUCUCAUUCCAAUCUCUGGGUUAAUUCUCGAGGCGCCGAUCUCCAGUAUCAAGGACAUGUUGAUCGGCCUAUAUCCGCAGAAGUGGUUGCCGUAUCGCUAUCUCUGGCCUUUUUCGUGGAAUACAUGGUGCACGGCAACAUCGUUGGAACGCCUGGCUUCGUGGAGUCAACGAACAAGUGCAGAAAAUACGAAGGUGUCAAACGAGUCAUCUAUUUCCACACGUCAAUCUGUCCCUCCGAUUCUCAUUUUAUCCGCUGAGAAGGAUGAAGUUAUACCGUCUCAUGUCGGGGGUCAGCUGGAGUCUGUUUGUCGGGCGCGAGGCCUCGAUAUCGAGCACACAAACGUGCCUGGAGCAAUGCAUACAGAAUGUUCUGUCAAGAAUGUUGGAAAAGAAGCUUUAAUGAGAUUCAUUCUUGACACGGGAAAAUCGAGGCGGUCAUAUCAUAUGCAGGCCAAAAAUGUACGUAUGUGA